Daphnia magna is the source of this 841-nucleotide messenger RNA. RefSeq names its product metacaspase-1. Lineage: Eukaryota; Metazoa; Arthropoda; Branchiopoda; Diplostraca; Daphniidae. The record is from RefSeq and is a predicted model, not a curated record. The transcript has 6 exons. Bases 162 to 692 code for a protein of 176 amino acids.
UUUUCUUCAUGGCCAGCUAAAAGCCCCUGGAAGAGCCUUCCAGCGCUUGGACGGACUCUUUUAAAGAGGUGUCUUUCUGCAAGACACCGUAUUGUUCACUUGUGCCUUCCAAGUACUGGACAGUGAAAAUCUCCUCCUUGUUACUUCAAACCUAAAUCAAGAUGAACGCCGCCGCACUUCUAUUUAUGGCAGUAGUCAUCAUCGGGUCGACGACCGGACAAUUCUAUGGAGUAGACCCUUAUCGCCAAUAUGGAGGAGGAUACCGGCCAUACCGACCAUCCUAUGGAGGCGGAUAUAGGCCAGGCUACGGCGGUUAUCGUCCUUAUAGACCACCAGGAGGUGGUUAUUAUGGUGGCUAUCCUGACGGUCAUCAUCCUCACUACCACAACCAUGGGUACCCUGUUGACGGUGGUUAUGUCCCCAGUCAAGGAGGAGUUGCUCCCGUUGGUCCAGGGCCAGCUGCCCCAGUUGCCGUAAAUCCAUCGGGCGCCCUGGCUCCUGGAUCAGCGAAUGCUGGAGGUGCGGGUAAUGGAGCUGUACAGAACGGUCAGGCGGUUGGCACAGGAACAGGAGUAGCGAAUGCUGGACCAGGUGGAUUCGGUAUAGGUCUCGGUAUUGGAUUAGCCGUCGCAACACCUUUGGGAAAUAUUGCUCUCGGCGAAGGAAACAGCGUCUCUGUUGGUAAAAAAUAGGAAAACAUUCAAUUUCAGUCGCCUUUGUUUGAUCACAUGCAGUAAAAAAAACAUUGUUUCUUCUGUCAAAUUAUUUACUUACGAUGAAUUUCGCGUACCUUUCCAGUACAACCUGCUGCACAAUAAACUAUAAAUCAGUUGAAAUUUUA